UUCAAACACGUUCUGGCAACACUGGAUUAUUGGCCCUUCCGUUUCUUUAUUAUCUAUGGAAAAUUGUUGUUUCAAAAGUUCAAAACAAUAAAACAUCAUUAUUCAUAAUUCAUAUUUCAUAAUAAUAUAAUAUUAGAUUAAAUUGAAAGUUGGGUACUAUUAUUAUUAUUAUUAUUAUUGUUAAAUUAAAUUAUGCCGAAAGUUCGUAGAAGCCGAAAACCGCCUCCUGAUGGAUGGGAACUUAUAGAACCUACGCUAGAAGAAUUGGAGCAAAAAAUGAGAGAAGCUGAAACUGAAUCUCAUGAAGGCAAACGUAAAGUAGAAGCAUUGUGGCCAAUUUUCAAAAUUCAUAACCAGAAAUCAAGAUAUAUUUAUGAUUUGUUUCAUAGACGUAAAGCUAUUUCUAGAGAAUUGUAUGAUUUCUGCCUGCAAGAAAAAAUUGCAGAUCAAAAUUUAAUAGCAAAAUGGAAAAAACAAGGUUAUGAAAACCUAUGUUGCCUUCGUUGUAUUCAAACUAGGGAUACAAACUUUGGAACUAGUUGUAUAUGCAGAGUCCCAAAAUCUAAACUAGAAGAAGGUCGAAUUGUGGAAUGUGUGCAUUGUGGAUGUAGAGGUUGUUCCGGCUAAAUAAACACUAAAUACUAAUUAAAUGAAUACUGAAUUAUUUUUAUUCUUUAUAUGUGUAGUGAAUUUAUUUCUAUAUUAAUAUUUGUGCAGUAUAAGGUAUAAGCAUACUAACUGAAAACUCAAUAAGUUAGAUAUUUUUAAUUCCUUAAUGAUUAUGUAAAGUAUGAAUUGCAUUUAUUUCUAAUAACAAAUAUUAACUUUUCUUACUAAUUUUUCAAUAAAAAAUGUAUUUUGGUAGGUAUA
This is a messenger RNA of Metopolophium dirhodum (rose-grain aphid), 870 nucleotides long. Its product is annotated as protein BUD31 homolog. Gene Ontology annotation, cellular component: spliceosomal complex; nucleus. The transcript is spliced from 4 exons. Lineage: Eukaryota; Metazoa; Arthropoda; Insecta; Hemiptera; Aphididae. The coding region runs from base 193 to 627 and encodes 144 amino acids. The record is from RefSeq and is a predicted model, not a curated record. Gene Ontology annotation, biological process: mRNA splicing, via spliceosome.